AUGCAAGUCUGGAACAAAGCUGUAGUGGCCAAAUUGUACUGGGAUUUAGCAAAUAAAGAGAACAAGCUUUGGAUCAAAUGGAUACAUACAUACUAUAUAAAGGGGCAGAGCAUGUGGCAAGAUAAACAAGCCAGCUGGAUGAUAAGGAAAAUAAUGAGUGCUAAACAUACAAUUGAUCAAAUCCAUCUGAUGCAGGGCAAGAAAGGGAGUAUGAUCAGGCAGAUUUAUCUGUAUAUGAUAUGGGAACUGCAAAGGCCUGACUGGAAAUGCCUCAUGUUCAACAAUGCAGCAAGGCCAAAAGCUUACUUCACAAUGUGGCUUAUGCUUAACAAGAAGUUAGUAACGGUUGACAGGCUAGCUAAAUGGGGCGUGGAAGUAAAUAAGACUUGCAUCUUAUGCAAGAAAGCAGAAGAGACUAUACAUCAUAUGAUCAUCCAAUGCCAAUUUGCGAGGAAGCUAUGGGAAAGGUUGUUUAAAUGGAGUCAUCAGCUUAGUGUGGUACCAAUGACAUGGGGACAGUUUAUACAAUGGAGUAUUCAACAUGGGAAGGGGAAGACUUAA
This is a messenger RNA of Solanum verrucosum, 561 nucleotides long. RefSeq lists its product as uncharacterized. Lineage: Eukaryota; Viridiplantae; Streptophyta; Magnoliopsida; Solanales; Solanaceae. The transcript has a single exon. The record is from RefSeq and is a predicted model, not a curated record. The coding region runs from base 1 to 561 and encodes 186 amino acids.